Molecule: messenger RNA, 2568 nt
Organism: Rhineura floridana
Lineage: Eukaryota; Metazoa; Chordata; Lepidosauria; Squamata; Rhineuridae
Gene: CCDC89
Product: coiled-coil domain containing 89
Exons: 2
Coding region: 1486-2568 (360 amino acids)
Source: RefSeq, a predicted model, not a curated record
GGGGCGGCCUUCGUUAGUAAGGAACGAUGGAAUACUGGGUGCAUUUUAAAAGUCUCUGGCAACUUUAAACGAAAAGCCACUGGGUUUAUUUGAGCCUGGAUUUCGAAGGGUCCCACUCUCCUAUCCUGCAACUUUCUGCACUUACCCGGCAUGUUAAGAAAGCGGGUCGACAGCCACACUUGAUCGCCCAUCUUGAGGGGGGCCCCCUCACAGACGUUGGCCAGCAACUCUUUUGUAUUCCCUUUUGGCUUCGUCUAAUUGUUGUUUCAACACUUGCUGGGCUGCCUGUAAUUCCUGGAGAAACUCCUCAGCCGCGGGUACCGGCCCACUGCCUGAGCGGCUGGGAAAAGCUUUGGGAUGGAAUCCAUAAUUAGCAAAGAAGGGUGUUUGCCCCGUGCUGGUGUGCACGGAAUUAUUGUAGGCGAAUUCUGCAACAUGUAAAUAGGAAAUCCAGUCAGUUUGCUGGUAAGAUACAUAACAACGCAGGUAUCUCUCCAAAACUGCGUUAAGUUUCUCGGUUUGUCCAUCAGUCUGGGGGUGGUGAGAGGAGGAGAGCCUUAGCUCCGUUUUCAGCUGCUUCCAAACGGCUUUCCAAAACUUAGCUGUGAACUGAGUGCCUCGAUCCGAGACGAGGCUGUCUGGCAACCCAUGCAAUCUAUAAAUCUCUUUUAUGAACACCUUUGCCGUCUCCUUUGCAUCCAAGGCCCCAGAACAAGGGAGGAAGUGGGCCAUUUUAGUCAAUGAAUCCACGAUCACCAAAAUAGCAGUCAUUCCUUGUGACCUGGGUAGAUCGGUUAUAAAAUCCAUGGAGAGGUCCUGCCAGGGCCCCUUUGGAGUGACUAGAGGUUCCAACAGCCCUGCAGGCCUUCCCGUACUUGUCUUCGCCCUCAAACACACGGCGCAGGAUUUUACAUAGUUCUCAACAUCUCUGCGCAUUUGAGGCCACCAAAAAUCCUUAGCUACAUUUUGAAUGGUUUUAAAAAUGCCAAAGUGCCCAGCUGUGGCAUUGUCAUGGCAUUGACGCAACACUCUGAGUCUGAAGUCUCCUUUUGGCACAUAUCUAGCAGUUUUAAACCACAACAACCCAUCCCUCCAGUGGAAACUUACUUCUGAGUCCGUGCUCUGCUCCAUUUCCUGGAUGUAAUGUCGUAUGUCUGGAUCCCCCUGCUGGGCCCCCUUGAGCUCUUCUUCCCAGGACGGCUGACAGGCUCCUAACACUGGUGUGCUGCACUGAUUCAGUGCAGAGUGCAAAUCUGUGUUCCCCACCUGCAGGAUUGUGAAGGGCUCAAGAGAUACCUGCAAAGUAUGCUAGUUCUAGAAAGCCCAGGCCUUCUUGGCUUAUGAUAUCACAGGAUUCUUGGAACGUUUCUUCCAACUGUCAUUCAGGUCAUUGGAACAGCUACAGGACAGCUCAGAAGUUUUAAAUGCUACUUGAGGGGAAGCACAAGGCAACUCUGGAGCGUCAAGAGACAUCAGUUCUUUGAUAUGCCUCAGGAUGAGAAGAACCCAGGAAUGUCCUUUCCCCGCAAAAUGCCAAAAGAGGCAGAAGGCGAUACGGAAUGGAGCAUGGGUGACCCCUUUGAGGCCUUGGAGAAGCUCCAGGGUCUCUCGGAUGGGGAGAAGGGGGAGAAGGCGUUGCUGCGUUCACGCCUCCAUGAGCAGUCUCAACUGAUUUGUAUCCUGAAGAAGCGAGCCGACGAUCAGCUCUUACGCUGCAAGGCCCUGGAGCAGAUCAACACAGAGCUGGAGGAGCAGAGGAUGGCAGAUGCUCUGAGACUGGACAGCCAGACUCGGCGUGUCCAGCAGCUGGAAGAGCGCUUCAUGGACCUGGCGGCCAACCACGAGGAUAUGAUCCACUUCAAAGACGAGCACAAGCGGCAGAACAUGCAGCUGAGGGAAGAAAAUCGACGCUUGCGUCAGGAGAACCAGAGCCUCUUCAGCCCAUCUUUGAAACAGAAAGAGGCGGAGCUGGUCCAGCUCACUUCAGAGUUUAAGAGACUCUCCAAGGAAAUGGAGUCCUUGAAGGAGUGUUAUGAACAGGACAGCCAUUGUGCCCAAGAGCGAGAGAAGGAGCUUCUGGAAGCCCAGCGCCAGCAAGCCAAAGCUCACGCUGAAGAAAGCAACUCAUUGAGAAGCCAACUGGAUAUCCUAGAGGAGAAACACAGUCACGUCACUGAGGAACUGGAGCUAGUGGAAAAGAAGCUCAGAGAGGUGGACAGCAGUCUGCAAGCCAAGCUUGAGAAGUUGACCAAGGAGAAGGAAGAGCUGCUGAACCUGGCAAUGGACAGAGGCAAGGUGCUGCAGGAGAAGCAGCUGGAGAUCACGCACCUGGAGAAGAAGGCAGAAGAUAUGGAGAGAGCCAAGCAGGCAGCAGAGCUGCGCUUUGAGACUGAAGCUGCAGCAGUGGACAGCAACCUCCGGGUCCGAGACUUGCGGCGGCGGUUAGAUGGGGUGCAAGAAGCAUACACUGAGCUCCGGAUGCAUUUUGAAGCAUACAAGAAGCACAGCACAGAGUUGCUUACUAAAGAGAAAGAACUGAACACCAAACUCCGACAUUUCAUGGCAUAA